Molecule: messenger RNA, 4384 nt
Organism: Alexandromys fortis (reed vole)
Lineage: Eukaryota; Metazoa; Chordata; Mammalia; Rodentia; Cricetidae
Gene: Fam167a
Product: family with sequence similarity 167 member A
Exons: 4
Coding region: 937-1584 (215 amino acids)
Source: RefSeq, a predicted model, not a curated record
GGUGGGGGGAGUGGAGAUGGGACGGGACACAGCUCUCUUGGCUUUGGUCUUGAUGGAAAGAAAAAAAAAAUCAAUGUUUGGAUUUGAUUUCGUCUGAGGCUUUCUGAGAGCGCCUGGCUGGGCUCAGCCCUGCACAGGGAGUGAGAAUAGGGGGUCUUUAGGACCCGGACAGGCUCGGACCAGCGGGGCCUGGAGGCCAACCUGCCGUGGCUUGAAUGGGAGGCGGGCGGCGGCGCCGGGAGGCUAGUCGAAUAGCUCUGUGGUCGCCAGGCAACCGCCCUGACGCAAUGCAAAAGACCGUCCCUUCAAAAAAGAACCGUGAGGAGAAUUCGCAGUGUUUGUGAGCUCGGGAGGCGGGAGCCAGAAACCGAGAGCGCCAAGGGCAGGCGCGGGCUGGCUGCGGGGUCCUCGACAGCUCCGGCGACGCGGCUGGAGCGCAAGAGGUAUGCAGAGAGAAGCAUUGGAUCCUGAGUGGAGGGGCAACUGUUAGCACUGGACACUGCAAACCAAGCCUUUCUGGGUGAAGGUCCCUGCGAGAACACAGGCUCACGCCCCCCCCCCCGCCCCAAAGUGCAUUCCCAUCACCUCCGACCUGCACACUUCCGGCAAGCAUAACUAGAUCUCGGAGGAGGCCGCCCCAGACAUUCCUGCUGAUGCCUGUCUGAUCCUGCCUUCUGUGAAGCAUGGCCCCCAUGGGAUUAUGGGACAAAUCAUAGACCCUGAGCCACACCUGCUCGGAGAGGCACACUUCACAGCCUCCCUUGGCUCCAGCUGCUGCCAAGCCUCGGGACUCACUCCCAUCCCCGCAAUGCCUUCAGGAGCCAUGGCCACCACUGUAUGAGGUCCUUCCCUAGCAGGACUUGACCUUGCUACCCAGCAAGGCUCUGGAGUGACCUCCACUGCCUCCCAUGCCUGGCAACCAGGGCAGACUAGAGAAUGUCUGUGCCACGGAUCCAGGUGGAAGAAGUGGGUGAGAAAGACAGGCUGGCAGGAGCAGCCGCACCUCCCGAUGACCACCUACUCAGCCUCAAGGCCCUCACCGAGAAACUGAGGCUAGAGACCCGAAGACCCUCCUACCUGGAAUGGCAGGCCAGGCUAGAGGAGCAGACAUGGCCUUUCCCAAAGUCAGCUGCCCCACAAGAGGCAGGCUUGGAACAGGAAGCCUGUGGAGAUGGAGUGCCGUCAGUCCCUCUGAGGGAAUCCAGAGAGCUGCUCCCACCUCCCAGGAGUGCCAGCCAGGGUGACGGACCUCUGACCACAGGCAAGCUGGAAGGCUUCCGGAGUAUCGAUGAGGCUAUAACCUGGGUCAGAAAGGAACUGGCAGAGAUGCGGCUCCAGGACCAGCAGCUGGCCAGGCAGCUCAUGCGCCUCCGUGGAGACAUCAACAAGCUGAAGAUUGAGCAGACCUGCCGCCUGCACAGGAGGAUGCUCAACGACGCUGCCUACGAGCUGGAGGAGCGCGAUGAGCUGUCCGACCUCUUUUGCGACUCCCCUCUGGCAUCCUCCUUCAGCCUUUCCACACCGCUCAAGCUCAUUGGCGUCACCAAAAUGAACAUCAACUCCAGAAGGUUCUCUCUCUGCUGAGAAGCCUUGGGAUGGAAGGGGGGGACCAGAGCCAAGGGCUGGGGGCGGGGGCUCAGACCAAGUAACUCGAAGUGGGUCUCCCUGUGGCCAUGCUGGGGAAUGGAAGGCCCCCGGGGCUUCAGCCUUGCAUACCUGGGUCUUCACAUUCAAUCCCCGAAGAGUCUACAGACACUAUGUAAGACAGGGGUCUCAGAGAGAUCCCUGUGGCCUGCUCCCCUCUGUGGCCUAAAAUCAUUGGUGCUAUGAUAUUGAAUCCCAAAGGGGUCACCCCCCACCACACACACACAAAGCUUGUUCUUACAGAAAGCUCUCCUCUGAGGAAGCGGGGAAGAUUAAAUGUAUAAGGCACUCUCAUCUCUCAUGUACUGGUACCACCCUCCCAGUCCUAGCUCUAAUUGCUCCUAAGUAGGUGACUCAGCAGCCUGGACAGGGAUGCGUUAGGACAAGAAAACCUAGAGGAAUAUCGAGGUGGCACGUGGGAAUGCAGGCUUCUCUUUGAUGGCUGCCAGCAUCCCUGGGAGGGAGCUCCGCCCUGUGACUUUGAACUAUAGCCUUAAUGCUACAAGGCCAUGCUGUUUCCAGCUUGCUCCAUGACACAUGAUGCAUGUACCUUGGAUACCUUCAGUAGGGGGACCCAGACACCCUGCUCUCCACGCUAGCUCCAGUUACAACCACUUCAGUUAUUUCUCUGCCACUCACAACCCCAGGGGAGCACCUAGCAGUCCACUGGUGACUAAACCAGGCAGAUAGGAAACAGAUUUCCCCCAAGUAAAUUCUACCGUAGGGGGCAUGACAAGAGGCCUUCCUGGUGGGACCUGAUGGUGUCACCCACAAUACCUUAUCCUCAGCACCAAAGACCCCAGGGAGUCCAGAAGCCCGCCCCUAGCCUCUCUUCAAGACUGUGCCUGACCUAAACAAUGAAUUUUAAUUGACCAUGACUGUUAACUAAUGUGUUGCUAACUCGUUAAUACCUGUCUGAUUCUUGUCCAAAUUGUAAGCCAGUUGAGUAAGCCAAGCAGAGUUUGGGGGUUAGUUUUGAGAGUUUUUUUUUUCCCCCUAGGAGAAACCUGGAGAUCAGCAAAAUGUUAAGUUGAUCGGUUCAGGGAACCUGAUACAGCACAUCUGGCCACAUGUAAUCCUGUUGACACACGUUUCUCAGAUAUUGGGUGUGUCUAGUGAGGCCGGCUCAUUAGCAGAGGGGCCAAAGAAAAGCCAGGAAUGAGAACAGCUUCUCUCAAGUCACCUGGUUGCUUAGUGGCUGUAGAAUACUAAAGUGUGAAAUUACUGUGAGUCAGGCCUAGACGGAUCUCCUGUCAAUGAACUUAAACUUCCAAGAGAUGGUCCUGAUGUUCUGCCAAACCCAUAAGUUGCCAGCGUCUCUCUCCCUCCCUUUCAGGCCCCACCCAUUCUCCCCACUUUGCAAUCUGAAGUCUUGCGGGGACGGGGGAGAAGCAUGAUGCCAGGAUGGUGGACCUUCGACGCUUCCCAUCAGUCAUAGUCCUGUAGUCUACACUGACUGCUCUCUGUAUAUAAUGUUUGUUCUCCCUGGGAUCCCAAUUGGCUGUGUCCACACACACCACAACACACCCAGGGAGAGGCUGAAAUGGGAAGUUAUAACUGAAUGGUCACGGAUGACUGAAUCUUGUGAUUUCAGAGCCAGGCAGUUUGUGUUUCUUUUUUUAAAAGGUAGAAUAAGAUAGCCAAGAUUUUUUCUUAAGAUCCCUGAAGUCCAUAGGCCUUGACCCCAAUCCCUUCCUUAGAGACCACAUAAAACACUGCCAAGUCCCAAGAGGCCUCAGCACCUCUCAUGACCUCCUGACUCCAGUCUCCUGCUGGCUGUCCCUCACACACCACGUCACAGAGAACACGUGAAAGAAGGCUCAUCCCAUAUUCUAGAAACAAGGCCAACCUGGUAAGAAAUUAAUCAUUAGUCAAGCUACCACACCUUUAAUCCCAGCACUCAGGAGGGGGGGGGGAGGAAAAGGAGUUCAAGGCUAACCUAUGAUACUUAGUCAGUUCUCCAGGCCAGCCUGGGCUACCUGAGACCACGUCUCAAAAACACUGUAUCAGUCAUUACAGAAACUGACACCCUCAGCUUAAAGCAAUGGAAUUGGAUGUGGUCAGCAACUAAAUACGUGAUUGAGCAGCUUGUGCUCAGCUAACCCAGCAUCUUCCUCCUCCUUUUGUUCUCUGAGGAAACUUUGUCCCAGGCAUGGAUUUGAAUAGGUUAGAUGUCUCAGCUCAAGUUGUUCAUCUCAAGUUCAUCCCAAGAGAAUCUCAUCCUGGGAAGAAGACAGAAAGUGGGCGGGGGGGGGGGGUCACAAAAGUGGAGGGGAAAGUCAUUCUAUUUUUUUACGUGCAGUUAUUAUCUGUUAGUUCCCUGCCUUUCAUGGUGAGCACAAGCCAUUAACUGUUCAUUCUGCUUGUAGAAUUCACGCAACAUUAACAGCCUUCCACAGCCAGUUUCCUGGCUUACCGUAUGUACACAGUCCAGUUUGCUGUUUCAUCAUUAACCAUCUCCACGCCCCCCAAGUCUCUCCACCCCCCUGUGAGACACGAAAUAUCCACUGUGCUGCCACAAGGUCAUGCCCAUUGCCUCCAUGGACUCAGUAGCAAUCACAGAGCCCUAAGGGGCCUGGGUAGGCCUGGCUGUAACCUGGCCUCAUCCAAGAUCUACCCCUGUAGCAAUACCAAGUGCUAUUACAUAGUCAAUGGACAAUUUACAAUUUUAUUUUUAUGAUUAUUUGUUUCUAUAUUACUGUUAGAAAAGAGUGAAAUAAAAAUACUUCAAAAGAAGAUA